AUGAAUGUGCACUACACUACAGACACGGUAUCGUCCAGCCUGAAGGAAGUCUCAAGCAUUGGUUGUGUAGGAGAGAGAAAAGGCUUAAGAAAAGAAAAGAAAAUUUUCUUUUUUUUUUUUUUUGUACGAACAUCUGAGGAUUCUUUUAAAUUACAAACACAAAAAAAACAACGAAAACAGAGAAAACAACAUAAAAGAUUAACAAUGGGAGAGUACCGAGAGGCCAUUGAAAAAACUUCAUUUGGAUUACCAAUGCGUGAAAAUUUUCUUUUGGACAAAGAGACAACUUUUAUAAAUCAUGCUUCUUAUGGUAGUAUACCACGAGAAGUAGCAGAUGCUCAAAAUCGUCUCUCUCAUUUUCUUUCUCUCACACUUUUUCUUUCAGUUUUCUUGCUUUUAUUCUCUUCCCACUUUUUAUCUCCCACUCAUUAUCUUCUUUCUUUUCAUUUUUUCACCUUCACUCAUUCUCUUUUUCUCACUUUUUUAUUUUUUACUCACACUUUUUUUAAUUCUAUUUUCUCUCUCUCUCUCAUUCAUUCUCUUUCCUCACACUUUCUCAUUCUCACUUUCUCUCAUUCUCAUUCAUUCUCACUCACUUUCUUUUUCUCAUUCAUAUUCUCUCACUUUCUUUUUCCUCACACUUUCUCAUUCUCACUUUUUCUCAUUCUCUCUCACCUUCUUUUUCUCAUUCAUAUUCUCUCACUUUCUUUUUCCUCACACUUUCUUAUUCUCUCACUUUUUCUCAUUCAUUCUCUCUCACUUUUUCUCGUUCUCUCUUUAUUUUUUUCUCAGAUUUUUUCAUCCUUUUCCAUUCACUCCCUUUUUAUUUCUUCCCCACAAUUUUUCUCCUUCUCAUUCAUUCUCUCUCACCUUCUUUUUUUUCUCUUUCUUUUUCUUGUUUUUCUAACACUUUCUCAUUCUCAUACUUUUUUGUCAUACUUUUUCUCCUUCUCAUUCAUUCUCUCUCACCUUCUUUUUUUUCUCUUUCUUUUUCUUGUUUUUCUAACACUUUCUCAUUCUCAUACUUUUUUGUCAUACUUUUUCUCCUUCUCAUUCAUUCUCUCUCACCUUCUUUUUUUUCUCUCUUUCUUUUUCUUUCUCAUUCAUUUUCUUUUUUCUUUCCCUCUCUUUCUCACUCUGAUUUUCUCUUCUACUUUCUUUAUUAUUCUGUUUUUCUCACUUUCUCAUUCUCUCCUUUUCAUUCCUUUCUCUCUAAUGCUUUUACAUUCUCUUCAUCCCUCUUUUUAUCCAUGA
This is a messenger RNA of Acanthosepion pharaonis, 1254 nucleotides long. The record is from the annotation of a GenBank genome assembly. Lineage: Eukaryota; Metazoa; Mollusca; Cephalopoda; Sepiida; Sepiidae.